GCGCUCCCGAGUGUGACGUAAGCGGUGACGUUCUUCAAACUUCCAACGGAUUUAACGGAAACUACCGAUCUAAAUGUGAAGAGUCGAUGAUUUUCAAGCGUACAAUAUGCAGGACACAAAUGAGCUGGAGGAUGAGGAGUCUGUUCAUUCUCCAAAGGAGCACAAUGUUCGUAUGUGGAACAUGUUCAUUUCCAUGACUUGCCUGGCAGCAGUACUAGUGGCUCUGUAUGAGCUGUUUUUCAACUCUACUGUCCAGGCACUCAUCUUCAUCAGAUACUCUCUUGAUUUGAUCUUUAUCUUGAACAUCAUUUCACGCUUUUACAUUGGAUAUGAAACCCAUGGAGUGGUUAUAACAGACCCUAAAAAAGCCCGGAAAAAAUACCUCAGGACUUGGUUUUUAUUGGAUCUCUUGUCUGUUUUACCCCUUGAAACAAUAAAAGUGUCUAUCUCGGAGCUAAGGUUUAUACUUGCAAAUAGAUGUCUGAGAGUGUUCAGACUGUUUGGCAUAAUAUCCUCGUUCAGUAAGGAACCAGACACUAACAAACUUCAUCUGGCGGUUCUCAAUUCGUUUUCCAUUAUGGUUCUGUGUAUACACACCUCAGCAUGCAUUUGGUUUCAUCAGGCAUGUGAUGCAGCUUAUGAUGGCCAUGACAGGUAUUGCCCCAAAGAGGAGAACUGGUUGCAGCUGCUACCAGAUUUUUCAGCCAAUUCAACAGGAGUAAAAGACAUGGAGUUCUAUGCUACCUCAGUUUACUGGUCAACCAUCACACUAUGCUCCAUAGGCUAUGGAGACAUACAUGCCACAAAUUUGGAAGAGGCCACAGUUGCAUCGCUUGUGAUGGUGGUUGGAUUUCUUGCCUUUGGAAUCAGCAUGUCUAGUUUGAGCUCAGUUAUAAGCAACAUGAUGGCUCAAAGAGGAAGAUUUUACCAUAGAAUGGAGGCUGUUCAUCAUUACAUGAGGCAUAUGGAAUUGCCAGAGGAAAUCCAGUUGUGGGUGCACGACUAUUAUUACCAUCUUUGGUACCACCACAAGGGUCGCGUCAUUCAAGGACUCUUGGACGGUCUCCCGUUUGUCCUGCAUUCAGAUGUUUCAAGUUGUUGUCACAAAUCUCUGUUUAAAAAAGCCAAGAUGUUCAGAGACACAGAACAUGGCUUUAAAAGGGCUUUGUCACUGAGAUUAAAAACCUACAUGUACAGUCCUGGACAAGUUCUGGCUAAAACUGGAGAAAUUAAUCAAAAUCUGUAUUACAUUAAGCAUGGAUUUCUACAGGUUCUUUGUAUGGAUUCUGGGAAUGAGAUUGCAAAAUUGCUACCUGGCACAUUGUUUGGAGAGACCCUUUUGCUGUACAAAAUCCCUAGAAAUGUUACAGUGCGAACAUUAACAUUGUGUGAAAUUACCGUUUUGAAACGCAAGGAAUUGCUUUCACUCUUUAUUGACUACCCUGAAGCUGGUGCUAAGAUUGUCAGAAUUCCCAAGACACGUAUUCAAAAUUUCAAGCAUCCCCUACAAGAAGCAUGUGGAGUUGCCUACCUCCCCAAAAAUGUUGCAUUUGACAAGAAGCAGGCCAUGAAUCUUAAGACAAGGGAGCAGAGGAUUUUUGUCGCAUCCUUGGAACAUGUUUCAAACCAGCCUCCUCAAGUUGAGGUGUUUUGGAAGAGAACUUUACAGCCUGACAGUGCUUUUGUAAAGUCCUGGAAGAACUUUUUUUUCUGGUGCAUCACUGUUUCAGUUUUCCUGAAGACAUGGGUGUUUUUUUUCACCAACAAUGCAGACCUAAAGGGGCUCUUCAGUGGAGGCUGGGGUGUCUAUUACCUUGCAGCUGAUUGCCUGGUUAACAUUGUUGCUUUAUUUGACAUCCUGGUGAAUAUCCGCACUGCCGUGUUUACAGAAGAUGGACUUGUAACAGAUUUUGCAAUAAUAUUUCAAGUGUAUCGAAGGUCUUGGGACUUGUAUUAUGAUGUCCUUGCAGCUUUACCCUUAGAAUUGAUAUAUUUUGCCUUCGGCGGUACAGAACACUUGAGAAUUUUUGGCCUAAUCAAGCUGAUUCUGAUUCACAAGAUCUAUAAGCAUUUCUGUCAAAAUGAACGUGACAUCUAUAAGAACAUAUUUGAACAAAGAAUAGCAAAAUGCCUCUUCAUCUUGAUUUUCUGUGUGCAUUUUUGUGCUGGCUUAAUGUACCUGUCAGCAUGCCAUGAAGAAAGUUGUAAUGAGGAAUCAUGGGCAUGGAAUGCUGGACUUAAACCUACUCAGUCCAAAUUUGAUCAGUAUAUAUAUGCAGCAUAUUGGACAGCUACGACUAUCACAAGUGUUGGAUAUGGAGACAUCGUUCCUGGCUCUUUGGUUGAACAAUGUCUGGCAGCAGUUGUUGGUCUUAUUGGCUUGCUGAUUCUUAACUAUAUUGUUAGCCAAAUGUCUGCCACAUUAUCUGGUGAAAAUGCUAACAGGGUGAAUUUCCAGAAUCUUUUUUUAGAAAUGCAUCACUUCAUGGAGCGACAUAAACUCAAAGCUUCCCUACAGAUCAGAGUCAUGAAUUAUAUGAAUCUCCUGUGGUCCAAAUAUCAAGGUGAAGCUUCCCCAAGAGGAAAAUUUUUAAUGUACGACUUGCCAAUUGAACUUCAACAGAAUGUCGUAAUGGCAAAGAGAGGGGAGCUUCUGUCACAGAUUCCUUACUUCGCAGAAGCUGGAGAGACAUUUCUGCUGGACCUUACUUUAAAUUCAGUUUUGUACUUUUUUCCUAAAGGGGAAAUCAUCCAGUACACUAAUACUUUUACAAGAGAACUAUUUUGCAUUCUGAGAGGAUCAUGUCAGUGUUUGAAUGAUGACCUUUCAGAAGUUGUUGGAUAUUAUCACAAAGGAAUGUAUUUUGGAGAGGAAGGUUUUUUAUUUGGAAAAAAAACCACAUUGACAGUACAGGCUAAGACAUGCUGUGAAAUUGUAGUAAUUGAUUUUGACAAGGUCAGAGUACUUCUUGAGAAAUAUCCCCUUUUUAAAAGGCAAAUUGAAGAAUUCCGAUCAAAAUGCUCCGAGAAGUUGAUGGAGACUGCAGCGAAAGUACUGAAAAGGCAAUUCAAAGACCAAGAAUCUGAUGCUGUGGAGAAUCAAAAAGCCCCAUUGACAUUUCAUGGCUGUAGAUAUUCCAAGAAAUCAAAAUGCUAUGUGGAGGACUUUGGAAACAUUCCAAUAUAUGCUGGAUCAGAGGUGGAGACCAUUGAAAUGAAACGGUUCAAAGAUCGGCCAAAAAAUUUAAUGGAACACAUUUUAUAUUUCUUCUUGAGGACAUGCCCAUCCAUUUUCUUAAUGAGGAGUUCCAUUCUGCCCAGCAGCGAAUUUUAUGUUAGAUGGGAGUUUUUCCGGAGCAUGAUAGCUGUCACCGUCAGCAUCAUUUCCUCGUUGCUUUUUACAUUUCUACACUUCAGAAUGGAGCUGUGGAUUGUUUCUUACAUACUUGGAUUGUUUUGUUGGGUGGACAUCUAUCUCCGCAUGCAUUUCGCUUUCUAUGAAGGCAAUGAUCUCAAAGUUGACACUGUGGCAACAGCACAUCAUUAUAUCAAAACCGGGUUCCUUAUGGAUUUCAUAACCUGUUUUCCUUGGGAACUUGUGGGUUGGAUUAUGAUUUCACCAUUUAGUGAGAAUGGAUUUUAUGCCAAUAAUGAAGCACUGCAUCUUUAUGCAUGCUUAAGGAUUCCACAUAUUUUUCAGUUAUAUCGCAUUCCCUUUGUAUUUUCAUUCUUGCAGGCUAACAUUGCGUCAGAAACAAACAUUGUUUGUUUUUUGAAGUUGUUCUUAUAUUUUACUCUUUUUGUGCACUUCAGCACUUGUCUUGUCUUUGCAAGUGCAUGCCCUUUAGCAGACUUUUAUGGAAACACGAGUAAUUAUUUAUUACCAGUGAUAAAGCACAACUGUACACCAUUGUCCUGGGUGACACACUUGGACACCUCAUUUGAUGUACAAUUUGAUUCUGUUACUUUCCAGCAGCUGUAUUUAAUGAGCUUGUACUAUGUCACUGCAACAGUAUGUAGUGUUGGAUUUGGGGACAUCCAUCCAUACACAACUUCAGCGAAAGUUUGGAUGAUUUUCAUCAUGAUUUCUGGGACACUGUUUUGUGGCUGGUUAUCAGGCACUAUUACUGCUUUGCUGGCGAACACAGAUGCUAUGAGAGCUGCUUAUACAGAGAAAACUGAGAGCAUGAAACUAUUCUUGAAGAGCCACAAAAUAACUGGGCCUUUAUAUGACAGAGUAAUUGGAUUUUAUACAUUCCGAUGGAUGCGCACAAAAGGAUUUGAUCAGGAUAAACUGUCUGAGUAUUUGCCCUCUUCACUAGUCAGUGAUAUUUCAACAGUUCUUUAUUCUGAUUUUAUAGCAAAGGUGUUUGGUCUUAAUAUCCAUAGGAAGUCUGAGACAUGUCAUUUGUCUCCUACGGCAAUCACCAAAGCAGGGAAACUCGAUGGGCCAUUUUUUGAGAAGAUCCUAACAAAGGAGUCUCUGGAACAAUUAAAAAAUGAUGGAUGCUUCAUUCGCUUAUUAGCCAGAAGUAUUUCACAAACCCUGUACAGAGCCGGCGAUCUCAUAUUUAUGAAAGAUGACAUUGCAUCAGAGAUGUAUUUCAUCGAUGAGGGAGAAGUGGCGGUUUUAUCAAAUAAUGAAUCAGCAGUUCUUUUCAAACUAAACCCUGGACAGUAUUUUGGUGAGAGAACUUUCCUGUUAGGAGAACCAAGACCUUCCACAGUAAGGGCUGAGACAAACUGUGACUUGUAUGUGUUAUCAAAGGCAAGCCUUGAUGAGGUAUUGAAGCAUUAUCCUAAGAUUUACGAGGAAAUGAAUAGCAACGCUAAAACAAUAAAACAACUGUUACCAAAAGAAGAUCAUCCGAGAAAGAAAUUUACAAAGCCUGACUCUGCAGAACAGACUUUCCUUCGAGCUGGAUGUGCAAAACUCUAUAGGGAUAAAAUGGCCGAGGAGGAGCACAGAGCUAAACUCCGUUCACGUCCUUUGGUCAUAAGACUGUGCACAUCAAUCUCAUCAAUGCUCAUCCAAUUUUUCCUGAAGAUUUUCAACAACAUGAGAAGUGUACACAACAAAACCAUUGUUCCUGAGAACAGUUUUCGAGUGGUCUAUCAGUACACAUCUUGUCUGCUGAUCACAAUUGUUUUCUGGGCAAUAACAUUCAUGCCUGCUGUGUUUGAUGUUAACUGGUAUUUGUUAUUGCUCACACAAGUUGUUGAGUUCCUUCAGAUAUGUGAGAUUUUCCUGAAGUUUCACUUUUCUUAUUAUAAUACCAAAGGAACAUGUAUUUCAGAUUACAGAUCAGCGUCCCGUAACUACUUGAAUAGAAAAUUGGGAUAUGUCUUUGAUAUGGUCUGUUCAUUUCCAUAUGGCCUUCUAGUUAUGCACCAUAUGAAAAAGGAGCCUGCAGAUUUCCUGCCUAUGAUUAUUUAUGUCCGGAUUGGUCACUUGCCACGCAUUAUUUCACUAUUAGUUUUUAUGUGGAAAGAAGAACAGUCAAUAACAUCCAAUGUUCUGUACAUUAGGAUGAUCAAGUACUUUGUACACUCGAUCCUUUUUGUCCACUGUGCGACAGUGCUCUGCAUUUCAUUUGUUGAAAGUCAUGGAGUAAUGUCAUGGAUUACCGAAACAGAGAUCUAUGACUUCACUGAAAUGUAUAGAUAUGCUACGUACUGGUUAUUACAAAUUUACACAACAACAGGAUAUGGUGACAUAAAGGCAACACACUUUGGAGAAGUGAUGGCAUGUGUUUUGCUAAUGAUUCUGUCUAAAAUUCAAGUGAUUUAUAAAAUCGGACUUCUUGUCGCUACACAAACAAACAAGAUAACAAAGCAGGAAGCCUUUGAGGAAAAACUGCAGACUAUUCAGGGGUACAUGAAGCAUGAGAGAAUCCCCUCUACAUUACAAAAUCGGGUGACGAGGUUCUACAGUUAUCAGUGGAAUCGCACUAGAGGGACAAGCACAGAGGUUUUAUUCAAAGGCAUCCCCCGCUCUUUGAAAAUUGAGAUUGUGUCAAGAAUCUGCAUACAGUAUUUCAAGAGGCAUGAGUUUUUCUCCCACUUUACAGAACCUCUCCUGAGGGAACUUUCCACAGGAAUUUUCUUCCGAUGUUUCCCUGCUGGGGAAUAUAUUUACAGAAAGGGAGACAUUUGCACUGCAAUGUAUGUGAUAAUAAUUGGCAAGGUUAAUCUGUGCCUGGACACAAAAGGUAAAAACACAUUUCAGCGUCUCUCUGCUGGAGCAGCUUUUGGUGAUCAUGCUUUACUGCAAACUAAACACCAUGAGACUGCUGUAGCCGCAAACUAUGUGGAUAUUGCUAUACUCUCAAAAGACUCUUUGUACAAUCUGGACCUCUUAUAUCCAGCUGCUAUGAGCCAUGUGCUAAAGAAAGCAUCUGAUAUUCUACAGCUGUAGCAUACUUGUCACGCUUCUUUACUGCGACUGAUAGUAGUUAGUUGAUCAAAUAGAUAGCUGUGUGGUAGGUAUAUUGUUAAGUGCGAGUGCAAGUCCAUAUUAUUUUAUCUGCUAUGGUAGAUUUUGUAAUGUAAUGUUAAUGUAUAGAGUGAUGCUGCUGAUAAAAGCAAUAGUUGUUCAUUUGUCAUGUUCUAUUUGUCCGACUAAAUAAAAUUUCCACAUGAAAUAAAAAUCUUCAAAAUUGCA
This is a messenger RNA of Megalobrama amblycephala (Wuchang bream), 6664 nucleotides long. RefSeq lists its product as uncharacterized. The coding region runs from base 107 to 6418 and encodes 2103 amino acids. Gene Ontology annotation, molecular function: voltage-gated potassium channel activity; protein-containing complex binding. Gene Ontology annotation, biological process: potassium ion transmembrane transport. The record is from RefSeq and is a predicted model, not a curated record. Gene Ontology annotation, cellular component: membrane. NCBI's taxonomy places the organism in Eukaryota, Metazoa, Chordata, Actinopteri, Cypriniformes, Xenocyprididae. The transcript is spliced from 43 exons.